CUUCGUGCUAUGUUUAACUUUAUACUGUCUAUAAUUAUACGCUUCUGAUAAAGUUUAGGAAGUCAGCCGAAAUGUAGGCCAAGUGUCUUAUCUUUGAUAUAUAUUUCGGCUAAUAAUUCGGCCAGUAAACAAUAAAACAACAAUAAAAAAGUGAGAAAAUACUUUAAACAAUUGGUAUUCUGCAGCAACUGAUGCCCGGUCACUUUCUCAUCUUUUCCGAUAGCAUUCAGCCUGUCGGCGAACUCAUUUUAAUGACUUAUUUCAUUCGUACAUCCUCGGCUAAGUUCGCAACAGCACGAUUUUAUUUCCGAGACUUUACGGAUUUGACCGAGAAGUAACGAUUACAUGUAACGGUUACACCUCACACAGAACAGCUGCUAAAAUGUACUGCUUAGGUCUGUUGAUUCUGACGCUGGGCCAAGCUCUGGCCAGCUGUCCACAUGGAUGGACUCCCAACGCAGAAUCGUGUUACCACGUCAGCAGAGACGAUGCGACCUGGGCAGAGGCUCAGAAAAUGUGUGAAAGUCAUCAUGGUUCGCACCUGGCUAGAAUAGAAACGGAACCCGAAGAAAAAUUCAUUGAGUCAAUGCUUCGGGAUUAUCACCACGAACACGAAUAUUGGCUAGGCGCUUCUGAUUGGACGGUUGAGGGUGAAUGGAUGUGGGAACCAGAGGGAACAGCAAGCUUCAUGUACACCAACUGGAAGCCUGGCCAGCCCGAUAACCACGGAGGCGAUGACAACUGCCUCUUAAUAGAGGGAAGGUCCCUCUUUUAUUGGAAAGACGAAGACUGCCAUGAUAGAAACUUAUACGUGUGUGAGAAACUUGCGGACACUGAUCCCAUCAUAGCUAAUAUGACAGCGCCGCCGGUGUUUCAGACUGUUGUCAGCAUUGUCUGAUUGUAGGACACGCUGGACAUCAGAUACACCGUCGUGUUUAUGACUCGAUAGUUGUCGUAAUAAAAAAUACUUUUGAAUUCAUAAAA
This is a messenger RNA of Pecten maximus, 984 nucleotides long. Its product is annotated as perlucin-like. The record is from RefSeq and is a predicted model, not a curated record. Gene Ontology annotation, molecular function: signaling receptor activity. The transcript has 5 exons. The coding region runs from base 383 to 898 and encodes 171 amino acids. NCBI's taxonomy places the organism in Eukaryota, Metazoa, Mollusca, Bivalvia, Pectinida, Pectinidae.